Messenger RNA from Diaporthe amygdali, 3048 nucleotides. RefSeq lists its product as uncharacterized. Gene Ontology annotation, molecular function: translation release factor activity; GTP binding; GTPase activity. The record is from RefSeq and is a predicted model, not a curated record. The transcript has 12 exons. Gene Ontology annotation, cellular component: translation release factor complex. The coding region runs from base 1 to 3048 and encodes 1015 amino acids. Gene Ontology annotation, biological process: translation; translational termination; nuclear-transcribed mRNA catabolic process, deadenylation-dependent decay. Lineage: Eukaryota; Fungi; Ascomycota; Sordariomycetes; Diaporthales; Diaporthaceae.
AUGUCGAACCUCAACUCUUGGGAAGAUGACCCUGCGGCUCAGGAAGAGAACCUGGCCCAGCAGGCCCAGCAGAUGAACUUGGGCAACCAGCCCCAGGCCCAGUCGCAAGGCGGCUUCCGUCCUGGUGCCGCCUCCUUUACACCUGGCGCCCCAUCCUUUCAACCCGGACAACCCUAUGGCACAGGGGCUUACGGCGCCCCCCAGUACCAGCAAGGUUACUAUGGUGGCCAACAAGGCUACUAUUCACAGUACGGCGGCCAGCAGGGCUACGCGCAGUACGGGCAGGGUGGCUAUGGCAACGUCUACGGUCAGGGCCAGUACAAUCAGGGAUAUGGCCAAUAUCAGGGACAAGGAUUUCAAGGACAAGCCCCACAACAGCAACAAACACAAGCUCCUAGGCAAACUCCCACUAUUGCUAAGCGACCGACCGACACCGCUGCUGCGUCUUCCGAACCCGCGCCCAAGCCUACCGUUUCCAAGGAGGGCGGCACAAAGGUUUUGAGCAUCGGAGGUGAUGCUCCCAAGCCUAAGGCUAAGGUUCUCUCGAUUGGCGCCACGGCGCCUCCCAAGGAAGAAGCAAAGAAGGAGGAGGCUGCGCCAGAAUCCAAGGACUCCACGGCUGAAGAUGGAGCCAAGGUUGCGGCAGCAAAGGCGAUUGAGAAGACUGGCGAGAAGACCUCCUCGGAGAAUGCGUCCUCUGGCAAAACAUCCCCUACACCAUCCUCCGGGCGAUCUAGCCCUUCACGAGGCGGCUCUAAGGGCGUCACUCGUGAUGCCGUUGCUGUGGAGCAGGAGCAGACUGCUGAUGUCGAUGAGGAGACUUUGAAGGAUAUGUACGGCAAGGAGCAUGUCAACAUCAUCUUUAUCGGUCACGUUGAUGCUGGAAAGUCUACGCUUGGCGGUUCUAUUCUCGUGGUCACAGGCAUGGUCGAUCAGAGGACACUGGACAAGUAUAAGAAGGAGGCCAAGGAUAUGGGUAACCCAUCGUGGUACCUUUCAUGGGUUUUGGAUCUCACAAAUGAAGAAAGAUCAAAGGGUAAGACUGUCGAAGUUGGGCGAGGAUUUUUCGAGACGGAAAAGCGGAAGUACAGUGUUCUGGAUGCACCUGGCCACAAGACAUACGUGCCAAACAUGAUUGGCGGAGCCUCGCAAGCAGACGUUGGCAUUCUUGUCAUCAGUGCACGAAAGGGCGAGUACGAAACUGGAUUCGAGAAGGGUGGCCAGACACGUGAGCACGCCAUGCUGGCCAAGACCCAAGGUGUCAACAAGUUGGUCGUGGUGAUCAACAAGAUGGACGACCCGACAGUGGAAUGGUCACAUGAUCGUUACAAGGAGUGCACAACCAAACUGGCCACUUUCCUUAAAGGUACAGGAUACAACUUGAAGACAGAUGUGUUCUUCAUGCCGGCCGCGGCCCAGUCAUUGAUGAACAUCAAGGACAGGCUACCAGAAGGAGUCGCACCCUGGUACGAUGGACCAUCACUGCUGGAGUACCUUGACGAAAUGAAGGCCCUGGAACGGAAGAUCAAUGCGCCUUUCAUGAUGGCUGUGGCUGGCAAAUACCGCGACAUGGGCACCAUGAUCGAGGGCCGUGUUGAGGCCGGUGUGGUGAAGAAGGGCAUGACUUUGACCAUGAUGCCCAACAAGGCCAAGAUCGACGUCUCUGCAAUCUACGGCGAGCAGGAGGAUGAGAUUCCCCACGCACAGUGCGGUGACCAAGUACGACUGCGUCUCCGAGGUAUCGAGGAGGACGACAUCCUCCCCGGAUUUGUUCUCUGCUCGCCGAAGCGCCUGGUUCACUGUGUUAAGUCGUUUGACGCCCAGAUCCGCAUUUUGGAUCUGAAAUCUAUCCUGUCCGCGGGUUUUAACUGUGUGCUCCACGUCCACGCAGCGAUCGAAGAGGUCACAUUCGCAGCCCUACUGCACAGUCUUCAAAAGGGCACCAACCGCAAGAGCAAGCGACCACCGACGCACGCAAAGAGGGGUGACAGCAUUAUUGCGCGAAUGGAGGUGACUGGUGCCUCGGGUGCGGUGUGUGUUGAGAGAUUUGAGGACUACCCUCAGAUGGGUCGCUUUACGCUGCGUGACCAAGGCCAGACGAUCGCUAUUGGCAAGAUCAUCAAGCUCAACACUGAGGAAGCCGUCAAGAUGUCUUCCGAUAAGCCUCUGCCCUUCAUAUACCAGUUUGCCGCCGGCGCUGUCGCCGGUGUGUCAGAAAUUCUGGUUAUGUACCCACUGGACGUCGUCAAGACCAGAGUGCAAUUGCAGACCGGCAAGGGAGUUGGCGCGGACUCCUACAAUGGCAUGUUCGACUGCUUCCAGAAGAUUAUCCGACAUGAGGGUUUCUCCCGGCUGUACCGUGGCAUCACCGCCCCGAUUCUGAUGGAAGCGCCCAAGCGAGCCACCAAGUUCGCAGCCAACGACGAGUGGGGCAAGUUCUACAGGAAGGCAUUCGGCGCCGAGAAGAUGACGCAGCCGCUCUCCGUUCUCACCGGCGCGACCGCCGGAGCCACCGAGUCCUUCGUGGUCGUCCCCUUCGAGCUCGUCAAGAUCCGCCUGCAGGACAAGGCCAACGCGAGCAAGUACAACGGCAUGCUGGACGUGGUCGCCAAGACGGUCAGGCAGGAGGGCAUCCUCGCCAUGUACCAGGGCCUCGAGAGCACCUUGUGGAGGCACAUCCUGUGGAACGCGGGCUACUUCGGCUGCAUCUUCCAGGUGCGCCAGCUGCUCCCCAAGGCGGCCGACAAGAAGGGCCAGAUGGUCAAUGACAUCCUCGCGGGCACUGUCGGCGGCACUGUGGGAACGAUAUUGAACACGCCCCUGGAUGUCGUCAAGUCGCGCAUCCAGAACAGCGUCAAGGUGCCGGGUGUCACGCCCAAGUACAACUGGGCUUUCCCGGCUGUUGGCACGGUGCUGAAGGAGGAGGGUUUCGCGGCGCUGUACAAGGGUUUCCUGCCCAAAGUGCUGAGAUUAGGACCGGGUGGUGGUAUUCUUCUCGUGGUCUUCCAGGGCGUCACGGACUUUUUCAGGAAGCUUCAAAAGGAUUGA